Molecule: messenger RNA, 2277 nt
Organism: Aspergillus terreus NIH2624
Lineage: Eukaryota; Fungi; Ascomycota; Eurotiomycetes; Eurotiales; Aspergillaceae
Gene: chsD
Product: chitin synthase D
Exons: 2
Coding region: 1-2277 (758 amino acids)
Cellular component (GO): cell septum; cell periphery
Molecular function (GO): chitin synthase activity
Source: RefSeq, a predicted model, not a curated record
AUGUGCAAGAUCGUCUUCGUGUCCAUCAUCGGUCCAUUAAUGCUAGCAGCUUUCGUUGAGUGGAUACUCUUCCUCAUUGCAUUCCUAUACUGCCUCGCCAAGGUCUACCAAAAAGCCGAGCACUGGAGCAUCAAAGUCCUUGCAGUCAUCAUGAUGAUUCUGUUCGCCUCGUUCAGAGGCAUUUUCCUUCCCAUCAUGAUCGUCACACUCCCUUUACCGCGAGGGAUUACACAGUACUACCCGCUUCGACUGGUCUCGUUUCUCCAAUGGUUCGCAUUCUGGUCUUUCUCCGCCCUCCUGAUCAUACCAUGGCUUUUCUGCAUCUACGGGCAGGUCACUCACUCCGUCGGAAGACAGAAGCAGAUCCAGCAAGUCCUUGACGACCGCACCGCCCCCAAAGCCGUCGUGGUCAUGCCCGUGUACAAGGAGGACCCCGACGUUCUGGUCAAGGCAAUCGAUUCUGUCGUCGACAGCGAUUACCCGCGAAAUUGUAUCCACGUAUUUCUCUCCUACGAUGGGGUCGCCAUUGACGAACCAUAUCUACGGAUUCUCCAUCAUCUUGGGAUUCCCAUUGCCUUAGAGACAUACCCGCAGAGCAUAGACGUGACCUACAAAGGCGCACGCAUUACCGUGUCCCGCUUCGAGCAUGGUGGCAAGAGACACUGCCAAAAGAAGACCUUUCAGCUUAUCGAUAAGGUGUACGCCAACUACCUUCGAUACAACGACGAUCUUUUCAUGCUGUUCAUAGACUCUGACUGCAUCCUGGACAAAUUCUGCCUGCAGAACUUCAUGUACGACAUGGAACUAAAGCCUGGAAGCAAGCACAACAUGCUCGCCAUGACAGGCGUCAUCACAUCCACAACAAAGCGGAACUCUCUUCUGACGGUCCUGCAGGAUGUGGAGUAUCUCCACGGACAGCUUUUCGAGCGCUCCGUAGAAUCUGGGUGCGGCGCAGUGACCUGUCUCCCUGGGGCCCUGACGAUGCUGCGAUUCUCAGCGUUCCGCAAAAUGGCCAAGUACUACUUCGCCGACAAUAUCGAACACUGUGAGGACCUCUUCGACUACGCGAAAUGCCACCUGGGCGAGGACCGCAUGCUCACGCACCUCUUCAUGAUCGGAGCCCGGCAAGCCUACCAGAUCCAGAUGUGUUCCAGCGCCUUCUGCAAGACCGAGGCGGUGCAGACGUUCCGGAGCCUGCUGAAACAGCGGCGAAGAUGGUUCCUCGGCUACAUCACGAACGAGGUCUGCAUGCUGACCGAUAUCAGAUUGUGGAUGCGCUAUCCGCUGUUAUGCCUCAUGCGGUUCAUGCAGAACACCAUCCGCACCACUGCGCUGCUGUUCACCAUUCAGAUCAUAUCCAUCAUGACCACGUCCAGUAAGAUCAAAGACCUCCCAGUGGGUUUCAUCGCAAUCUCUUUGGGGCUCAAUUACCUGCUCAUGUUCUAUUUUGGACUGAAGCUGAAGCGCUUUAAAGCCUGGCUCUACCCGUUGGUGUUUGUGAUCAAUCCGUUCUUCAACUGGCUCUACAUGGUAUACGGUAUCUUCACCGCUGGACAGCGGACAUGGGGAGGCCCUCGCGCCGACGCCGCAAAAGCCGAUGGUAGUGCUACCAGUGAGGAGAUCGCCACGCACGCCGUACAUAACGGCGAUGAUGCGCACUACACCAAGCUUCCUACAUCGAGCGAAGAUGUCGAAAGAAAAGGUAUACCAAUUCAUCCAGCCGAGAAGCUCAAUAAGCGCCUCGCAUUUGUUUCACCGCCGUAUAACUCGUCGUCUGGAACCACGCUACCCCGAACUCCUGCUGGUGGAUCUCACGCAAGCUUCUGCCAUGAUGAUUCUCUGGAGUUACAUUCCAAAUAUGAGCCGGACUCGAUCGGCAUCCCUGAAAACGUUGAAGAUCUGAUGAACGACGUGGAUCGGGCGAAGCUCUAUUUGGCUCGGCAGAUGCAGGAACCGGCGAACCUUAUGCGAAACACGCAUGCAGAGUACAUCCAGGAUGAUUAUUUGCAGGAUCCGACGCGGAACCGGUUCUAUGAUGUUGAUUUUAAUGGCCGUCAACCCGCAACACAACAGCUUCCACCGUUUCUACUUGCCCCAGUCCUUCAGAAUAGUCCAGACGACCGCGGCUUUUCUCCUUCAGGUCCAUCGUUGUUUUCUCCUCCGGCUAAUCCUGCAGAGACUACCCGAGAACCCCAACGCUCCAAGCGUAAACGUCUCAGGAAACCACGGAGACAGUUGACAAAACCAAUGGCAAAUAGGGCGGACGAUAUGGUGUAA